AUGACUAUUGAUGCUAUUAAUUAUAGCCGAAAUAGAGAACUUUAUAAUAAUGUCUUUAAAUUGAUUAAUCUUAAAGAGAAAGAAUUAUUUAAAUCAGGUUCUAAGACUGAGCAUAGGGAAGAUAUGAUGAGUGAUACUUAUGGAAGAGCUCAAUUAUUAAAACAACAACAAAGACAGUUGAAGACUAUUGAACGAGAAGAGAUUACGGGGAGAAGAAUAGCUAAUGAGGAUGGAACCAUCUCUUACCAGCCUACCUAUAAUGAAACUACUAGUUGGGGAGAUAAAACCUGA
Molecule: messenger RNA, 291 nt
Organism: Scutellospora calospora
Lineage: Eukaryota; Fungi; Glomeromycota; Glomeromycetes; Diversisporales; Gigasporaceae
Source: the annotation of a GenBank genome assembly